Meira miltonrushii is the source of this 681-nucleotide messenger RNA. RefSeq lists its product as uncharacterized. Bases 1 to 681 code for a protein of 226 amino acids. The record is from RefSeq and is a predicted model, not a curated record. NCBI's taxonomy places the organism in Eukaryota, Fungi, Basidiomycota, Exobasidiomycetes, Exobasidiales, Brachybasidiaceae. Gene Ontology annotation, cellular component: mitochondrion. Gene Ontology annotation, molecular function: acetylpyruvate hydrolase activity. The transcript is spliced from 2 exons.
AUGGCUUCCACUUUCCGUACAACCGGUCGCAAGAUCGUGGCAAUCGGACGCAACUAUGCCGACCAUGCAAAAGAGCUAAACAAUGCAAUCCCAAAAGAACCAUUCUUUUUCUUGAAACCAACAUCUUCUUACCUUGACAACGGAGGAACAGUAGAAAUCCCAAAAGGAAUAGAUUGUCAUUUUGAAGUUGAACUUGGUGUGGUUAUCGGAAAGCGUGGUAGGGAUAUCAAACCAGAAGAUGCACAUAAACAUAUCGGUGGAUAUGCAUUAGCAAUCGAUCUUACAGCACGUAAUCUACAAGAACAAGUCAAAAAGCAAGGUUUACCUUGGUCUGCCGUAAAAGGUUUCGAUACUUUUUGCCCCGUUUCCACAUUUAUCGAACGUUCUCAAAUUCCUGAUCCACAAAACGUUCGUCUUUGGCUCAAAACUGACGAUCAAAUGCGUCAAGACGGUAAUUCAAAAGAUAUGAUCUUUCCCGUUUCGAGGUUGUUGCAGCAUGUAUCUUCCAUCAUGACUGUGGAAGAGGGUGACCUUCUCUUGACAGGAACACCAAAAGGUGUCGGGUCCGUUAAAGCAGGACAAAAGAUUCACGCCGGCUUAGAAGUCGAAGGACAAGGCUUGAUCACCGAAUUGCUCUUAAAAGUUAAAGACAGAGAAGGUGGUUAUGCAUUCCAAGCUUGA